This is a messenger RNA of Coregonus sp. 'balchen', 647 nucleotides long. The record is from the annotation of a GenBank genome assembly. NCBI's taxonomy places the organism in Eukaryota, Metazoa, Chordata, Actinopteri, Salmoniformes, Salmonidae.
AUGUCUCUGGGAACGCUGGUGUCUGCCCUGCCUAAGGGGGUGACCGAGGCAGUGGCCCAAGCCUUUGCCCAGCUGCCCCACAAGGUGGUGUGGAGGUUCCUGGGAGAAAGACCCUCUUCCCUGGGGAACAACACCCUGCUACUGGACUGGCUCCCCCAGAACGACCUCCUGGGCCACCCCAAGACCCGCGCCUUCGUGGCUCACGGAGGCACCAACGGCCUGUAUGAGGCCAUUUACCACGGGGUCCCUGUGCUGGGUCUGACGCUACUCUGCCACCAGUUGAACAAUGUCUGGAGGCCACCACUCUCACCACAAAAUACUUCCUGGAGGCCCUAAGGGAUGUGCUGGAGAAUCCCUCCUACUGCCACAGCAUGCAGAAGCUCUUUGGCCUGCACCGCAACACGCCCCUGUCCCCGUUCGCCAGUGCCACCUUCUGGAUUGAGUACGUGAUGAGGAACGGCGUCCCACCUGCACACCGAAGCCUACAGCAUGUCCUGGUACUCCAACCACAGCGUGGACGUGGCGGCGCUGCUCACGGCCCUCAGCGGAGCCUCUCGCUGGGCCUCAGUCUCUGUCUGCAGCAGGCUGUGCUGCAGGAGCUCCAGGAGGAAGACCAAGCUGGAGUGAAAGAUGUGAACAUUGAUUAA